Pieris napi is the source of this 3979-nucleotide messenger RNA. RefSeq names its product TBC1 domain family member whacked (gene wkd). The record is from RefSeq and is a predicted model, not a curated record. The transcript is spliced from 7 exons. NCBI's taxonomy places the organism in Eukaryota, Metazoa, Arthropoda, Insecta, Lepidoptera, Pieridae. The coding region runs from base 282 to 1343 and encodes 353 amino acids.
AUAGUAAUCUUUUGGGCUUUGGCGUUUUUAGUUUUUUAAUUCGUGGGAUUUGCUUUUAAAUUCUUAAUGCUAAGAUAGAAGAAUGUUAUACUAUGCAUUUUUUUUAUAAUCGCGUUUUGCCUUUUUAGUUUUUCGUAAGUGUUUAGUGCGUAUAUUGUCGGAGUGUUGUUCGUGCGAAAACUUAGGUAUAAUAAGUUGUCUUGUUUUUUACGCACGCCCACUCUGUCGUACCUGGGUGGUGUUGUUAAUAGUGAUGAUACAGCUGUUAAGUUGAUCUAAACAUGUCACUACAGAAGAGUUUGAAAAGUGUUAGUGGUGAGCAAGAUACAACAUCAAUAUGCUCUUCUGUCACAACGCAACCAGAUAGACAUGGAUUCUUUGGUGGUGCACAAUAUAGUCCAGAACCAAAGAGGACUGUUUCGCCGAGUACAAUAUUGAAGCGAGAACAGAAAUGGCUACGUAUGCUUAAUAAUUGGGAGGCUUUUAUGAGCAAAAACUACAAGAAAGUCCGAGAGAGGUGUCGGAAAGGUAUUCCGGCCUCAGUCCGCCCUAAAGCCUGGCUGUACCUCUGCGGAGGUCAGUUACUCCUGGAAAAACAUCCGAACGAAUACGAGGAACUCCUCCAGGCGCCUGGGGACCCCAAGUGCAUGGAGGAUAUCAGGAAAGACCUGCACCGACAAUUCCCCUACCACGAGAUGUUUAUCCGGGAAGAGGGGCAUGGUCAGCAAGAGUUAUUCUCAGUACUGAAGGCGUAUUCAGUAUUAAACCCUAAAGUGGGCUACUUCCAAGCGCAGGCGCCGGUGGCCGCGUUUCUUCUGAUGCACAUGCCCUCCGUACAGGCCUUUUGGUGCCUGGUCAGCAUUAGUGACAAAUACCUUAGUGGAUAUUAUAAUCCUGGCUUGGAGGUGCUCCAACGUGAUGGUGAUAUCCUCCACGCAUUACUCCGUCGGACAGCACCGGCUGUCCACCGACACUUGGUGAAACAUCGCGUGGAGCCAGUUCUUUACGCCACCGAAUGGUUUCUUUGCGCUCUAACGCGCACAUUGCCAUGGGACAGUUUGCUACGUGUGUGGGACUGCUUUUUGUGCGAGGGCGUUAAGGUCUUGUUCAAAGCAUCACUAGUGGUCCUAGCAGGAGCUCUAGGCCCCGCAAAGGUCCGAAAACGAGCGAACGGCCUAUGCGAGACUCUGGAAGUACUUCGUCAUCCCCCGGACAGCGUACUUGGGGAGGAAUACCUCAUGUACCACAUGCAAAGGCUGAACCUAACUGAGGAAGACUUUGAGUUCGAGCACCAAAGGCAGACCGCGCGUCGCCGGGCCAUGGCUAAUAGAAGUGGUAGCUGAUUCAGCGAGUGUUCCUACAAGCGUUAUUCGAAGAAUAACGCCAGGGACAUCUUUCAUACACUAUAAGGUGCUUGGACUAUGUGAUUGUGCGUGGGAGGACCAAAUCGAAUUGACUUGUAUAUAUGAAGUUUUGUAUUAUUAUCUAUGGUGACGUCUGUCAGGACUAUGCUCUAUGGCCGGAAUGAUUCCGAUGUGAAAAAAGUAUAUGUAUAUUUUCUUUUACGUAAUCUUAAGCUUUCGAGAUUUCGAAUUUAUAUAUUUCUGUAUAUUUAAUAAUUCAUUUCUUACGCUUUUCGUAUAUUAACUUUCGGAAUUAUUUUUCAAUUAAUGUUCUAUUCCAUAUUUCUUACAUUUGUAUAUUUCGUACAAAACAUCAUUUUCAUUAGAUUUUUAUUUGGACACACUGUUGCAAAUAAAAUGUUAAUAAAACAAAUUAUGAAUGAUUUUAAUAAAAAAAAAGAUUAUUUCAAUUUAUAGUAUUUAACAUUGUUUGUUUCAAGUGUGUGGUGAUGGUUUUAAUGUAUUAUUCAGCACGAUAUGCCUCAUUCAAAGUAUUAACUGUUAGAUUAAUUAGCAAAAUAGCACAUUUAACAUAAACUCGUCUUGGACUAAAUGCGCAAUAAAUUUGAAGUUGAUAGAGGAGUCGAAUUUACACUGCCUGAUACAUUCCUAUACUUUUAAAUCUGGUUUUAAAUGUGCUGUUUUGGCAUUAACUUGUAGCACACAAUUUUUAAUUUAUAAUGUCUCCUUAUAGGCUUCGAAUCAUUUUCGUAUUAUUAGUUUAACGGAAUAAUAUAAUUAUAUCGAUUUUGUAAUGUAUUUUAAAUUUUAUGAUUGUAAUAUUCGUGAUUAAUCAACAAUUAUUUCCAAGUGAACGUUUCUGCUUCACGUUUUCUAAUGUGAAUUUUUGUAUUUGCAGCACUUCCAUUGUCGAGUAAGUGUAAAUUAUAAUAAAAUGUGAUAAGUCGUUAUUUGAUUACAUAUCCAAUAUAGGAUGUUUACAAGGUAUUUUGUGUACGACUUUGAAACAUCCUGUAUAACCAUUAUUUUGUCAUAUUAGUCGUAAGUGUUGAUAUAAAAAUAUAGGUAUAUGAAAGUACAAUUAGGUUAAUGAUUGUGUUAAUGGGUGAAACAUAACAUUAAAUUAUUGUUGCAGAUUCUAUUUAAAUAUGUACUUUUGAUAGUUUAUUUUACACUCACACACAAGGUUUUCGUCAUUGAUAAAAGCUAAAAUAUAAAUUAUACUUUUGAUAUUCAUUUUGCAAGCAAAAGUUUCUCUAUAAAAUAACGUUUAUUUCCUGAUUUUGUCUGUCAUUUAUUUCUAUUUUUGCCCAACUUAUAACUAUAGUUUCACCCGUUUACAUACAUUUUAUAAUAAUCUAUGGAAAGGGAUUUUGAUUCGCAAUAUGCUUUUUUGUCUGUAUAUUUUAGUGAUUUUGUGUAUCAUUAAAAAUAAUUUGCACAAAAAUAAUAUACAAUGUUGUGUUCUUAGAUAUAUGCAUGGAAGGAUGGAUUUCUUUUCAUAUUUUCUAUGAUAUGAUUUUGGAAAUCUUCAGUGUUGACUGUUGAAUGAAAUUUUUACAUUUUAUUUUUUAAGUACUAUUUUACUUUAUUGAUUAAUAAAAUCUAUGUUUGUAGAGAUUAAACAUUACAUGUUUUUAAUUUAUAUAUAAAAAGUUUAGUAGUUAUCUUAUAUGUUUUGAGCGUAUUAAAUAAAAUAUUGAAAUUUCAUUCAGUGUCGUUAAUCUCUGCACAAUCGAAUGUAGGCUAUGAUUUGAUUAAGUUUGGUGCAUAAUGUUUUUUUAAUUAAUUUAUUUGCUUGGUGCGGUUGGUUUGUUUUCACGUUUCUACUUAAUAACCUGUACCUUUGUAUCUUUUCUUUACAUUUAUUAAGAUAUUUAAUAUCGAAUAAAGACACGGGAGGUUCAGCAUAAUAUUGUUUCGAGUGGACAAGUUCCGUGCAAUAAUAUCAGAGAUUUUAUUGUUUUUGUGUAGUGUUUUUGUAGAAAGAUUUUUAUUUACUGUUACGAUAUAGGUUUGGCCUCGUAUAGCAGCUUAAUACUUAUAUCAUUAGUUUUAUUGGUUAAGGAUUUCCUCAUACAUCUAAUCAUCAUGUGUCUGGGGAAGCUCUUAAUGAAAUUAAAGUGUUUAAAGGCGCAAACAUUUAGCGAAAUGUAAUGUUCAAUAGUAAAUUAACUUAUGCACUCCCAAUCCUAUUUUUAUAAAGUGUAAUCUUUAAUUAGUUAAAUAUAUGCAUAUAUGGAAAUUAAGUUUCAUACUACUGACUGGGCUAAACUUGAUGGUCGCUGUUGAAUUGGAAUGGCAUAAAAACUUAUUUGUAGUAGUAAAGUUUAAUCUGUGACAUUGCAGCGAUCAUUUUGUUAAGUAUAAGGCUGAAAAUAAAGUAUAUCUACUUAGACUCCAAGACUUUGGUCAUGAGCUCAUUCAUUUUUACGUUUUUAUUCAAUGUGUAGUUAAGCGGAUACACUUUAUACAUUUCAGUCUAGAUGUUAUUCCAUAUUACAACGCAUUCCGUAUUUUCAGACUGUUUUAUAUUAGCCUCUUGACUGAUUGCAAUGAAUAUUUUUGUACUGUGAAAUUCCAUGUUUGCAGUUGUAAAUAAAUAUUGUCAGUAA